CCCCGCUCCCCAUGGCGUCCCGUGGCCGCUCUCGGGGCCGUGGGGCGCUGACGUUCAGCACGGAGGCUGUGGGCAUCGGGAAGGGCGACGCGCUGCCGCCCCCCACCCUGCAGCCCUCGCCGUUGUUCCCGGCCGUGGAUUGCCGCGCCGUGCCGCUGCCGGGGGGCGAGGAGCUGGAAUACAUGCUGGCCCUGAAGCAGGAGCUGCGCGGGGCCAUGAAGGGGCUCCCCUACUUCGUCCGACCCGGCGCCCCACACCGAGACAUCGAGCGCUACUCAGAUAAAUACCAGCUGUGCAGCCCCAUCGAUGGGGCCAUCGAGUGGAACCCAGGUGUGGGGCUGGGGGUGGUUAUGGGGUGCCCCAUAGAUGGGGCCAUGGAGUGGGACCCAGGUGUGGGGCUGGGGGCUGCUGUGGGGCAGGGAAUGUUGUGGGGCUGGGGG
Messenger RNA from Lagopus muta (rock ptarmigan), 440 nucleotides. RefSeq names its product DNA-directed RNA polymerase III subunit RPC7-like. NCBI's taxonomy places the organism in Eukaryota, Metazoa, Chordata, Aves, Galliformes, Phasianidae. The annotation marks the transcript as partial. Gene Ontology annotation, cellular component: RNA polymerase III complex. Gene Ontology annotation, biological process: transcription by RNA polymerase III. The transcript has 3 exons. The record is from RefSeq and is a predicted model, not a curated record.